UUAUUAUUGGAUUUUGGCGCAUAAUCUCGGCGUCUUCAAUCUGAUUUUUGCGCAAUUUGGCCAAGAUUCAUUUUCGAGAAUGAUGUCCAAGAAGUUGAACACGAGUGCUGGGGGAACGCCCACAAACACAUUGUUUAAAUAUUUUUCCAAAUCGCCCGCUGUCGACAAAAAGAAACUGACACCGAGCGUAAAUAAAGAUCUCGAAUCCGCAGAGAAAGAAAGUCCUAGAAUGAAGCAACCAAAACUAGAUGAUUCAAAGAAUUCUAAAUCGAAGGAACCGUCUGCCAAGAAGAAGUUGUCCACUUCACCAACCGCAAAGACAAGCCCAGACUCCAAAGGAAAAGAUAAGCUCAAGAAGAAAGACACAAAGUUAGAGAAUCCUAAAAAUUCCAAACCAAAGGACUCCACACCGGUGGCAAAGCGAAAGUUGCCCGUUUCCGACGAUGAGGCGCCCAAUGGACAGCGCAAGCGAAAGCGCAUUGUUCAGCCAGAAUCGGAAAGCGAGUCGGAAAUGGAUGAAACCAAAUCGGAGGAAGACUUCUCCGAUUGCGCCUCUGACUACGAGCCGGAUGGUAAUGAAGUCAGCGACGAUAGCGCCAGCAGCGGGGACGAGGAGGUAUCGCCCAGCGAAAACGACAUGUCCAUAGACUCUCCAUCACCCAAAAAAUCACGCAAAAAGUCCAAAAUCCUAAAUAACAACAAUAAUGAACCUUUGAGCAAGAAGGUCAAGUUGGAAACAUCUACCCAACUUGCCGAGGGUUCCACUUUCCAAGAGAAACUGAAGAAUCUGCAAAGCAAUGCCAAAAAGGACGCUUCCUACGACGAUAUAGUGACCACCACAUCCACUCUAGAUGAGCCUGUUGUUUGGCCACACCAAAAACUAGAUUUCCUGCAGCCUGACAAGAUCAAGGACAAGGCGGGAAGGCGUCCAGAUCAUCCAGCCUACGAUAAGAGCACCCUGCAUGUUCCAGAGAAGUUCCUCAAUGGGCUAUCGCCAGGAGUUCGCCAGUGGUGGGUUCUUAAGUCUGACAACUUCGACUGCGUUUUGUUCUUUAAGGUGGGAAAGUUCUAUGAGUUGUAUCACAUGGAUGCUGAUGUAGGUGUGACCGAGCUUGGCUUCACCUACAUGCGCGGAGAGUUUGCUCACUCCGGUUUUCCGGAAAUAUCCUUUGACAAAAUGUCCACCAUCCUUGUAGACAGGGGCUUUAAGAUUGCACGCGUGGAGCAAACGGAAACUCCGGACAUGAUGACCGAACGUUGCAAGCGAAUCAAAUCUACCAAGUUUGAUAAAGUGGUGGCUCGCGAGAUCUGUCAGAUUACAAAUCGUGGCACCCAGGUCUUUGGCUCACAGUGCAAGAUCGGACCAAAUCAUAAGCCAAACUAUAUGUUGGCUUUAGUUGAGAAGGACGAGGGCACUUGGAGCCGCUUUGGUGUGUGCUUUAUAGAUACCUCUAUAGGGGACUUCCAUAUGGGAGAGUUCGAGGAUGAUAAGAACUGCUCCCGUCUGCUCACCCUCCUUUCACAUCAUAUGCCCGUGCUGCUUCUCAAUGAGAAAUCCGCUUUGAGUCAGCGAUCCCAGCAAAUUGUGCGCACGGUACUGGGUGGAAUUCUCAAGGAGCUGGUUCCCAGUAAUGGAUCCCAGGCUUGCAGUGCAGAAAAAACCCUUAAACUUUUGGCAGAGCGCUACUAUGCAGGAAACGGUUCAGAUGACAACUGGCCAUUGGUACUGCGCACCAUGCAGUCAGAUUUGGAUCACUUGGGCCUCACACCCAAUGAUAAUUACAAGCUUGCCUUAAAAGCUCUCGGAGAGUGCAUCUUUUUCAUCCACAAGUGCAAACUGGAGCCCAAGGUGAUGCCGAUGGCACGUUAUCAAUUAUAUGUGCCACCAGAUCAAGUGCCAGAUGCCAAGCCGGCUGCGGCCUCAGCUUUAAGACGUUCCCACAUGGUACUAGAUGCCACUACUUUAUCGAACCUGAGGAUUAUUGGCGAGGAGCACACAUUGCUUUCCACAUUGGAUCAUUGUUGCACAAAGUUUGGGAAACGCCUUUUGCAUCACUGGCUUUGUGCCCCCAGCUGCGAUGUGGAGGUUAUUAAGGAGCGACAAGAUGCAAUUGGAGAGCUGAUUAGGAUGUCAGCCGAGCUGCAGGAGGUUCGUGCUUUGCUUGCACCCAUGCCGGACUUUGAGCGAAAUCUGGCGCAGAUUCACUUAUUUGGUAACAAGCAAAAAGAUCACCCUGAUUCCCGGGCUAUUCUCUUUGAGGAAAAGAUAUACAACAGGCAAAAACUACUGGGAUUCAUGUCGGUUCUUAAGGGCUUUAACGCACUUACGAAACUUCCUACGAUGUUUCAUCAGUGUGAAACAGCUUUGUUGAAGAGGCUUACUCAGCUGCCAGAGUCUGGAGGAUCGUUUCCUGAUCUUAGUAAGGAGCUAAACUAUUUCGCUACGGCUUUUGAUCACGAAGCAGCUGCCAAAACCGGUGUGAUUGCACCUCAAGCUGGAAUGGAUGCUGAGUACGAUUCAGCUAUGGAUGCCAUAAGUGAAAUCGAGGGUCGGCUAAAGGUAUAUCUUGUAGAGCAGGAGCGCCACUUUGGUUGUCGUUUAUCCUACUUUGGAAGCGACAAAAAACGUUACCAAUUAGAUGUGCCAGAAAGUCAUGCUAGCAAAGCCAAUAAGUCCUAUACAUUGGAGGGACAAACUAAGGGCAAGAAGCCAUGUCGUCGUUAUACCACCGCUGAAAGCCGAGCUCUGCUCAAGGAUAUGCAGCAUGCUGAAGAUACCAGGAACAUGGUUCUCAAGGAUUUGGCGCGUCGCCUCUUCGAGAGGUUCUCUAAUCAUUACGAACAGUGGAAGCAAUGCAUCGAUUGUGUGGCCAAACUCGAUGUCCUGUGCUCCCUGGCGGAGUACGCCGGUCAACAGAUGGUCAUCUGCGUUCCAGAGCUGGUCUCUGGAGUAGAGCAACCGUUUAUCCAACUGGAAGAGGGCUAUCAUCCUUGCGCAAAUGCCUCCACCUACAUUCCCAAUGGGUUGGAAUUGGGCACAAAAUCGGAGGCCCCGUUGUCUUUACUCACUGGUCCAAAUAUGGGCGGUAAAAGUACGCUGAUGAGAGAACUGGGACUGUUGGUUAUCAUGGCGCAAAUUGGUGCUCACAUUCCAGCUGCUAGCUGCCGCCUCUCUUUGGUUGACCGAAUUUUCACACGACUAGGAGCUCAAGAUGACAUUCUAGCUGGGCACAGUACUUUCCUCGUGGAGCUUAACGAAACCUCACUUAUUCUCAAACAUGCCACAUGUCAUUCGCUUGUGCUGCUCGAUGAAUUGGGUAGGGGAACCGCCACCUAUGAUGGUACAGCCAUUGCUGCCUCUGUGGUUAACUUCCUGGCCAAUCUCAAGUGUCGCACUUUGUUCUCCACUCACUACCACAAUUUGAUUGAUUUCUUUCACGAUGACAAGAGGAUAACUCUGGGUCACAUGGCUUGCAUGGUGGAGAACGAGGACAAUGAGGAUCCCACCCAAGAAACGGUCACGUUCCUAUACAAAUACACAGCAGGUGCCUGUCCGAAAUCGUAUGGUUUCAAUGCUGCCAAACUAGCCGGAAUGCCUCAAGGAAUUAUCAAGCGGGCCUAUGAGCUUUCUAAGAAAGUUGAAGCCAUUGCUCUGCAGCGCAAGAUUACGGCAAAGAUCGUAGCUGCCACAGCAGGAAGUGAAGAUUCCAAGAAAGAGAAACUUAACACUCUAAAAGAUUUACUAAAGCAACUAAAAAUGUGCCAGGUUUAGGGCUUAGUUAGUUUGAGGCUAUAAGAUAUUUAAAGGGCAUUCCAACUUUUUUUUGCAUGUACUUAUUGUUUGUUAUAAGGCAGCUCUACUGUAUUGUCAAGUAUACGUUGCUUUUUAAGCAAGAAUGAUCCAUCUUAAGUUUAAAUUAAAACAUUUGCCGUUGAGUUUCUGUAGAUUAUUUGGUAUCCCUAACACCAUUAUAUAUGAAGUUGCUUGUCGUUAGUUGCCACUGUUUAAUUCUUGUUUAUUAUAAUUAUUAUUUUUUGUAUCACAGUAAAAAUUAAAAUUAAAACAAGUUCACAAUCAAAAUACACACACAGAUGAUAUUAUUCAAUACUUAUAAAUUAUAUGUUUCACAAUAAAUACAAAUAUUGCUAAGAAAUAUUGUAAAAACCACACAUAUGCGCUGUUAGAAUUCAAAUAAUACGACAUAUGAUAUUCUUUGUGAAAAA
Molecule: messenger RNA, 4224 nt
Organism: Drosophila eugracilis
Lineage: Eukaryota; Metazoa; Arthropoda; Insecta; Diptera; Drosophilidae
Gene: Msh6
Product: probable DNA mismatch repair protein Msh6
Exons: 5
Coding region: 80-3772 (1230 amino acids)
Biological process (GO): mismatch repair
Cellular component (GO): MutSalpha complex; nucleus
Molecular function (GO): ATP binding; mismatched DNA binding; ATP-dependent DNA damage sensor activity
Source: RefSeq, a predicted model, not a curated record